UAGUUCAACCAACUUGUUGCACACGCAGAGAAACGCCUCCUGUUCCUCCUCCUCCUGCUGCUCUUUUUGCUGAAGCCCCGCAGCCCACUCGCUCUCACUCCUGACCGAUAACCGGAGCGUAAACAUGGCUGCACACCGGGUGAUCGUUUACGGCGGCAGAGGCGCUCUGGGCUCGAAGUGUGUCGAGAUUUUCAAAUCCAAAGGAUGGUGGGUCGCCAGCAUUGACAUGGUUGCAAACGAAGAGGCUCAUGAAAACGUGAUCGUGAAGGUGACGGAGUCUUUCACCGAGCAGGCGGGACAGGUGACGGCAGAUGUGGCCAAGUUGCUAGGGGAACAGAAAGUGGAUGCCAUCUUGUGCGUGGCAGGAGGAUGGGCAGGAGGAAACUGUCGUUCCAAAGACUUGUACAAAAAUGCAGAUUUGAUGUGGAAACAGAGUGUGUGGACCUCGACCAUCUCCAGCCACCUCGCUGCCCUGCAUCUAAAAACAGGUGGACUGCUGACUUUGGCUGGAGCUAAAGCGGCUCAGUCAGGCACCGGAGGCAUGGUAGGAUAUGGCAUGGCCAAAGCGGCUGUCCACCAGUUGUGUCAGAGUCUUGCAGCAAAAAACAGUGGGAUGCCUGCCGAAGCUGCUGCUGUCGCCAUACUACCUGUUACCUUGGAUACGCCGAUGAACAGGAAGUUCAUGCCUAAAGCAGAUUUCAGUACCUGGACGCCGCUGGGGUACAUUGCAGAAAUGUUCUUCAACUGGGCCACUGGGGUGAAUCGACCAUCUUCAGGAAGCCUGAUGGAGCUGCUGACCUCCGGAGGCGAAACCCAGGCCGUGGCUGCUCAGUAGAGGACAGAGCAGCUGUAGAGGUGGGGGGUGGGGGUUGGUAGGGAGGAAGAGAUAAAGAUGGAUGGAGGCAGAUGGAGGCUUGAGGAGAACGUGUGAGGGAGAUGGAAGGAGUGAUGAGGUGUAGAGGUGAAGAAGAGAGAUGGAGACAGAGAGGAGCUGAAUAAAAUAGGUAGGUGGAGAGGAGAUGGCCAGAUGGGUUUGUUUUGGAGAAGGGGAGGGCUUUCUUUGCAAAUGAAGCCUCACAGCGCCAUCUAGCUGUCCUGCUGUAACAGGCAAUCGGACUGUUUAAUCUCUAAUAAUGGUCAAGAUGGACCAUCGGGGCUUAUUCAGAGCGUUACAUUUUAUUUCAGUGAACAGUGAUGUGAAAUUGUAUUUGAGAAGCAUUCAGAGUAAACAAUUUUAUAAAUAUUUGGAGCUUAUUUGAUCAGAGUGGGAUGUAAGCAAGAUCUAAUAACACAUACUAAUGUAGCUUUAAACUGUGAUGUCCUACCAUUGCAAUUCUGUUAUAACAUUUUUAAUGUGGGAAAUUACUGAAAAUUAAUGAGCAGUGUCUUUUCCACCCUGUGAUUUUCUGAAUUUUACAUUUUAAAGUCAGUUCCUCUGAAAUACAUUAGAAACUUCACAAUUAUCUAUAUUAGCCAUUAGCAGUUUUCUCUAAAAUGUAACACAUGACGGUGUCUAUUAAACGUGACCUUUUAGUUUCCACUGUUGUCUCUGAAGGUCCUCCACCACUGUGGAAAGUCGAAGAAAGCCGCUGUCUCCUCUCAAACGGACAAUAACACUUUAAAGUGGAGUGGCCUUAUUUUUCGUUUUUAGCUAUCAAGUCAAAGUGCCCUUGCUGCCUACGGUAUGAAAAGGGUAUUCUGUUCCUGUUGUUGGACUUGUGUAUUGUAACUGUGUCAGUAUUCACAAUAAAAUCAAUCGAAAUAAA
This is a messenger RNA of Archocentrus centrarchus (flier cichlid), 1766 nucleotides long. RefSeq names its product quinoid dihydropteridine reductase a (gene qdpra). The transcript is spliced from 7 exons. Gene Ontology annotation, molecular function: 6,7-dihydropteridine reductase activity; NADH binding; NADPH binding. Gene Ontology annotation, cellular component: cytoplasm. The coding region runs from base 125 to 835 and encodes 236 amino acids. Lineage: Eukaryota; Metazoa; Chordata; Actinopteri; Cichliformes; Cichlidae. The record is from RefSeq and is a predicted model, not a curated record. Gene Ontology annotation, biological process: L-phenylalanine catabolic process; tetrahydrobiopterin biosynthetic process.